Molecule: messenger RNA, 969 nt
Organism: Rhodofomes roseus
Lineage: Eukaryota; Fungi; Basidiomycota; Agaricomycetes; Polyporales; Fomitopsidaceae
Exons: 3
Coding region: 133-690 (185 amino acids)
Source: RefSeq, a predicted model, not a curated record
AACGACUGGGAUUCUCGAGGACGAUACCAUGAAGUCUGUUCCGACGCGUACCCAUCAAGGUAGCUCCGCACUACGACCGACCGCUGGCAGUCGCAAAGUGCGAUUCCCGCAGACUCUGGCGCGGAGGCUGAGAUGCCAACUUGUGUGACGCUCUUCGUGCGUCAAACGUUUGGCAUACAGUGUACGCAUGAAAGUCUUGGGAGACAGCCAAGCAGACAGUCGAAUGCCCUCGUCCAGGAUUUGAACGAAUAUACUGCCAUCUGCUCAGAGGUCCUGCUACGUACGGCGCGAAAUGAUCAGACGCUUGCGAGACAAGCGUAUAAGAUGGAUGCGACGCGUGUGUCAUCGCUCAAGGUGACCUCCCGCACACCUACACACACUCGUUCACAGUUUCCUUUAGGCUACCUAGCCAACUCCACUCCUUGCAAUAUGCGUGCCUUCUACCUCUCCUUCCUCGCCUACGCGUUCAUCGCGUUCGCAGCUCCUAUCUCUCUCCCGGGUACAUCCGUCGCCGCCGCGACCGACAGUGUCGUGCCGUCUGUCACAUCGGUCGUUAUACCCACUGCGUCUUUGACUGCAAUUGCUCCUGCGCCGUCCAGUUCCCGUGAGUAUCUGCACGUAUGUCAGAUCUUGAUAACCUCACGAAACAUCAUCAGCCGUGCCUUCGUCCACAGAGUCCUCAGGGGAUGAGAAUGAAGACGAAAACGAGGACGAUGAGCCGGAUGAAAACGAGGAUGAGCCGGACGAGAACGAGCCAGAUGAGGACGAACCAGACGAGGACGAGCACGACGGCGAGCACGAAGCAGGCUCUGGGGGCGGUGACGAUGACAGUCACAGCAGCGACGACCACCAGAAGUUCACCGUCGAGAUCGAAAUCGAAGUGAAGCACUCCGAUCUCGACCUCACCUCCUUCCUGCCAUCCGCCGACGCCGAUCUCGAUAUCGAGGUCAAGCUCGAUCCCGCCAAAGC